Messenger RNA from Darwinula stevensoni, 5149 nucleotides. NCBI's taxonomy places the organism in Eukaryota, Metazoa, Arthropoda, Ostracoda, Podocopida, Darwinulidae. The record is from the annotation of a GenBank genome assembly.
UUGCAGCUUAUAUAAUGAGGGCCAGUCCUGCAUCCUACAGGGGUGAUUGUGCCUAAAGUUUCCCCUAGCAUAAUGAUUUUGGAGCUUGCCUGCUUCUAAUUGGACUCCAAACACACAGAUUGUCUCACCACCUUGACAAGGCCAAUUGUGCUAGCCCUAUGACAUAGCCUGACAUAGAAGUCAAAUGGCACAUCCACAUGUAGGCAAAGACUUUGACCAUCUCCUCAAGUUGCUCAUCAUUGGAGACAGUGGAGUUGGGAAGAGUUCCCUCCUGAUUCGUUUUGCCGACAAUACUUUUAUGGGAAGCUACAUCACAACCAUUGGAGUGGACUUCAAGAUACGGACAGUUGAACUCGAUGGGGAACGCAUCAAGCUGCAGAUUUGGGACACAGCUGGACAGGAACGUUUUCGAACUAUCACUUCCACGUAUUACAGAGGAACUCAUGGGGUCAUCAUCGUGUAUGAUGUCACAGAUGGAGAAUCAUUUGCCAAUGUGAAGCGGUGGCUCCAUGAAAUUGACCAAAACUGUGAUACUGUUUGCAGGAUAUUGGUGGGGAACAAGAAUGAUGACCCAAGUCGCAAGGUCGUGAUGAGGGAGGAUGCACUGAGGUUUGCGGAACAGAUGGAGAUACAGAUGUUUGAGACCUCUGCCAAGGACAACAUCAAUGUUGAAGAAAUGUUCAAUGCCAUCACAAGACAAGCAGUGGCAACAAAGAAGAGCCAAUUGCUCAUUCAGGCCCAGCAGGGUGGAGAUGUGUUGCAGUUGACCAGUGGGAUGAUGAAUCCAUUGCGUUCUUCUUGUUUGCUCCGUCUUGUGCAGAGGCAUGAUUCUCCAAUUGCACGAGGCUUCCGAGCCCUGGCACAGCUGCCUGAAGAGAUAGCAAUGCUGAAGAAGACAUGCCGAGACUUUGCAGAUGGGGAACUGAAGCCUAUUGCUGGUACUCUUGACAAGGAAAGCCGUUAUCCCAAGGAACAGAUUAAGAAGAUGGGUGAGCUUGGCUUGAUGGCAAUUGAAGUACCACCAAACCUUGGUGGGGCUGGUCUGAAUAGCCUCGCAUACGUAGUUGCCAUGGAGGAGAUCUCCCGAGGCUGUGCCUCCACAGGGAUCAUCAUGAGUGUGAACAAUUCCCUCUUCCUUGCCCCAAUCCUCAAGUAUGGGACCAAGGUCCAGUGCCACCAUUGGGUGCCCCAGUAUGUUGAUGGGUCCCGGGUGGGUAGCUUUGCUCUCAGCGAGCCUGGCAACGGCAGUGAUGCAGGUGCUGCAUCCACAACAGCGAAACACAGAGGUGAGAACUUUGUCCUCAAUGGGACAAAGGCAUGGACCACCAAUGGGUAUGAGGCAGAGGCCACUAUUAUCUUUGCCACGACUGACCGGCACAAAAAGCACAAAGGCAUUAGUGCCUUCAUCACUGCCUUACCAAUGAAAGGUCUGGCCUUGGGGAAGAAGGAAGAGAAGCUGGGGAUCAAAGCCUCAUCAACCUGCAACCUGAUCUUGGAGGACUGUGAAAUCCCCAAGGAGAAUGUCUUGGGAGAUCUUGGGAUGGGCUUCAAGAUUGCCAUGGACACUCUUGAUGGAGGUAGAAUCGGAGUAGCAGCCCAGGCCUUGGGUAUUGGCCAGGCGGCCCUUGAAGUAGCUAUUGACUACUCAGGGAAGCGACAGGCCUUUGGGAUGCCCAUCGGAAAGAUCCAAGCCAUCCAGAACAAAUUGGCAGACAUGGAGGUGAGGAUGGAGUCAGCACGACUUCUGACUUACAAGGCUGCCAUGCGCAAGGAUGAAGGCCUUCCUUAUACUAAGGAAGCUGCAAUGGCGAAGCUGGCAGCCUCUGAGGCAGCAACAUUCAUCUCACACCAGGCAAUGCAGAUCCUGGGUGGGAUGGGCUAUGUGACAGACAUGCCAGCAGAGCGACACUACCGCGACGCUCGCAUCACUGAGAUCUACGAGGGCACCUCAGAAAUCCAGCGCCUUGUCAUUGCCAAUUGCCUCCUGAGGGAAUAUGAGGAGGUGUUCCCUCGGGAGCUCCAGACAUACCCGGUGCCCCUGGUGGGGUUUGUGGGCCUGGACCUGGCAGCAGACCCCAUCCACAAGGCAGUGUGGGACGUGUUUGCCUUGCGAAACGACUCCUCUCCUAUUAAUGUUGUCCUAUUCACCACCCAGCAUGAAUUCCCCAAGCCCAAACCCAAGGCGAAUUAUGAUCGAUACAUUCCACGAGGGAUCCUGAAGCGAGGCUGGUUGCAGAAGCACAUGAACCUCAUCCCAUCAGUGGUGAUGAUCUUUGUUGAUUUGGAUCUCACAGGACCCAACUGGACCCAAGGCAGGGACACCUGCCAGAAGGCAGUCCAGAACAUCAGGGUAUCAUUGAUGGGCCAUGACACGAGCCUGGGCUUGGUCCUUCUGCACAGAGGGGCUGCAUUGUCAGCAGCCGAGGAACUGACCCGGCAGGAGCGCACAGCCACUCUCUGCUCCCUGUGCAAUCUCCCUAACCGCAGCAUAUUUGUCCUCAACACAGCUGAUCAUUUGAGGGAACAGGUUCUCUGCAUCCAACCUGGGAUAUUUGAGAUGGCAGGGACAUACUACCAGUGGCUGGCUCGGCGGAUCAAGUCGCACCGGGAGGGACUCCAUGAUACCACCCACCAGCUCCUCUUUGUCCGUCACCCAUUCAAGAUGGCCUUCUUCCAUGAGAUCAAGCAGGAUCUUCCUGGUGCCCUGAAGCUGUACAACCAAGCAUAUACAAACCUGGGAAAGGUGGUAGUGUCAGAGGGGAACGUGCAUGAGGUGAAGACGGUGGCCGGUUUCAUAUCGUACAAGAUCUCCCAGCUCCAGUUCCGCAAGCACCUGCCCACGCCGGCCAUCCAGCAGUUCAAGAAGCAUGUGGAAUCCUAUGCAGACAAGAUUGGCCCACCAGACCUUGCCUUCCAGCACAGUGCUUGGAUGAGCCAGCAGUACAGCCUUUUUGCAGAGCUGUUUGAACAGGCAAUCAUGAGUGGCCUCCCAGCAAUUCAGACCCAGCAUCCUGGAUUCUACUACCAGCUGGCAGCCAACCAAGCCAUCCUGCGGCGACGGCAGGCUUUUGACAUGGCCAGGAUGGUGGAGCAGCCAGAGCCAGACGUGUUGCUGAGCGAGGCACAGUUGGAAUUUUGGGGCCAGCGACCCUGGAUCCAUGCCUUGCAGCAGUAUCCCUCACUCAACGUAGAGGCCCUUGCCCUUGCUGCCCUCCAAUGGCGUGAGAAGCAACUCAACCACUCGAAACGGAUAGUACACCUGUUGAGCAAUGCGAUUGCCCAGUUCAAGAAGUACAAUUCCCCCCGCAUGAAGCGACAGCUCAUGGUUCAGAUGGCAGAGGAGUCAUAUAACAGCCGGGAGUUUGACAAGGCAUUGACGUUGAUCAAGCAUGUGCUCUGGGAGUACCGGCUGGAGGGGUGGUGGAGCCUCCUGACUUCCUCCCUCCAGUUGGGGCUGCUGUACUCAUAUGUGACAGCUUCCCCAGAGGACUACGUUGCAUUCCUCCUGGAGCUCCUCUGCCCCCGUUCCACGAUCACCCUCGACAACCGCCGUCUUCUGCACAACAAACUCAUCCAGGUCAUCCAUGGGAACCCUGCCAUACCAGAAGGGAUGCUGCCAAGUGAAGUGUGUGGGGUGGCAAUGGAACUCUGGGCAGAGCGGUCCAAACACCCACAGGUGAUUGAAAUUGACAUGUCUACCAUGACUGGGAUGGUGGAAUGCCUUGCUGGCUUCACUGCCCCCAGGUUCACCCUUGAUUGCAAGCUCUCUCUCCAGCUCCAUCUCAGGAAUCACGCACCAGAGCUGAUGGAAGUGCGCAAGGUGGAGAUGCUGUUCAGCUGUUCGAGGUAUGAUCAAGUCCUUUCCGAUGGAACCCCAGUGAUGUUAGAACCUGGAAUGAAGAAGACAAUUACUCUGGAAUUCUUUCCUUUUGUGGAAUCUCUCAACACUAAUGUCAGAGUAGAAGGUGUGAGACUGUGGAUGGGAGAAUGGCUUGCCCUGAAAUGGACCAUGGACCCCCCAAACUCGAUCCCAUGUCAGUCUGAGAUCCACCCAGAGCUUGAGGAGUGGAGGUACAAACGUGAUGUGAAUGACCUGAAGAUGUUGGAGGUGUUCAGGACAACAUCAGUGGAGGCUCGGACAGCAUUGGUUUCACUGGUGAUGGAACACAACCCACCCAUCCUGAUGGGAGAGUGGUAUCCUGUUAAGUUGCAGCUGCAGAGCGAAGAGCCGGCGACUGUACGCAAUCUCCACCUCUCCCUGUCCCGCCUCUCAGAUGCUGAGGACCAGUUCUCUGCCUUGUCUCUGGUGUGGGGGAAGCCAAAAGAGGAGAGUGGUGAGCUGCAGCUGGAGCCAAUGAGCUUGGAGGACUUGGCUCCUGGUGCCUCCAUAGAAAUUGUUGCCCACAUACGUGCCUUCCAGGAAGGGCUCUUCUCUCUCUGUGCUCAGGUGUCAUACGAGGUGACGCUUGAGCGAGAAGGUGAGCCCUUCACGUAUGCUUGUGGCUCAAAGUGCAAGGUGGAGGUGCAGAGCGUCCCAUGCCUGUCAGUGGCAGUGCAGAGCUUGUCCCCGGGGAUGGAGGAGGUCUCACAUUUGCACGUUGGGGAACUCACUCUCUUCCUCCUCCACCUCACCAACAUGUCCCCAUUCCCUCUCCGCCUUGGCAGAACGGAGUCCAAACUGAACCGGAGGGCAUUUACAAAGGAGUCUGUGGGGCGAGAGCAGCUAGAGGGAGUGGUGAUUGGACCAAAGGAAGUGGCAUCAGAGAUCAUCCCUGUCACCCCCAGCAUACCUGCCGACAACCCCACACCCAUGGGCACGCACACCAUUUUCUGGAACAGGUUGAGUGGGGAAGACCUACCACCAAGCUCUUGGGUGCUGAGUCUGGAAGCUCCACCUGUGAAGGGUUCUGUGAUCCAUGUGGAAGCAGAGCUCCCAACCUAUGGUCUUGUGCGCACCCCAUUCACCAUCUCCUACACCCUGGCCAACCCGGGGGAGUCCGUGCUCGAGGUCACCAUCUCGGCUGAUGCCUCCGAAGCCUUCAUGUUUGCCGGCCACAAGCAGCUCAGCUUCGAGAUUUCGGGUCCAACUACAUUGGAGUUGUUGGAAGAGGUGGUCGUCGCCGCCAGCCUGUUUCCCCCUUCGUUGUGA